AUGAGUAUUCGUUGGGAGGAACCAUACCAUGAUGGUGGCAGCAAAGUCUCUGGAUACUGGAUUGAAAAGAAAGAGCGUAACACAAUUAUCUGGGUGGAAGGCCUUGUUGAUGGUCUUGAGUACCAGUUCAGAGUGUAUGCAAUGAAUAGUGCUGGCCUCAGCAAAGCAAGUGAAGCAUCAAAGAGAGCUGUGGCACAAAAUCCAGUUGGCUACAUUGUUGAGCGCAAGCCAUAUACUGUCACUGGAGAAGGUCGCUGGCUUAAGUGUAACUACACUAAUGUUACUGACACAAAUUUCACUAUCACUGCACUGGGAGAAGGAGAAGAAUAUGAAUUCCGUGUAAUUGCCAAGAAUGCAAAUGGAGUGUUGAGCCUGGCAUCAGUUUCAACAGGACCAGUGACUUGCAAAGCAGAAUACAGUAUGUAUCACACAAGCAGAGCUGACAGCAAACUCCUUGUGGACACAGUUGUAAUUAGAGCGGGAUCUGAUCUGGUGCUGGAUGCUGCUGUUGGUGGUAAACCUGAGCCUAAAGUCAGCUGGUCCAAGGGUACAAAAGAGCUAGAGCUCUGUGAAAAAUAUGCUCUCCAAUAUUCAAGUACCCGUGCUAUGGCAAUCAUCAAGUUCUGUGAUAGAGAUGACACUGGGAAGUAUGUUUUGACUGUUAAAAAUGCAAGUGGAACAAAAACCGCUGAGGUCAAUGUUAAAGUGCUUGAUACACCUGGUCCCUGUCAGGAGAUUACAGUCAGCAAUGUAUCUGAGGAAAAAUGCACAGUGUCUUGGAAAGAGCCACUAGAGGAUGGAGGUGACCCCAUCACACAUUACAUUGUUGAAAGAAGGGAUACCAACAGACUUAACUGGGUUAUCAUGGAGGCUGAAUGCAAAGCCCUAACAUGUGAAAUUAAAAGACUGUUUAAGAACAAUGAAUAUAUCUUCCGUGUGAGAGGUGUAAACAAGUAUGGAUCUGGUGUGGUAGUACAGUCUACUCCCAUCUUUGCCCGAAACUCAUUCACUGUUCCAUCACCACCUGGAGCUCCAGAAAUCCUUGCAGUUGGAAAAGACUUUGCAACGAUUGAGUGGCUGAAGCCUGAGAGUGAUGGUGGCAGUGAAGUCACAAACUACUUGAUUGAGUUCCGUGAAAGAAAGAGUGUUCGUUGGAUCAAGGUUAACAGAGAUUCUGUUCUCAAGGACACAUCCUUCAAAGUCACUGGCCUCCAUGAAGGCAACAUUUACCAGUUCCGCAUUACAGCCAUGAAUGCAGCUGGUGAUAGUGAACCUAGUGAAGUGUCAAUGUAUGCAGUAUGUAGAGUACCAACAGGCACUCCAGAUCCACCUUCAAUUCCACGGGUUACAGACACCCACAAAGAUAAUAUUAGCCUUGCUUGA
Molecule: messenger RNA, 1383 nt
Organism: Puntigrus tetrazona (Sumatra barb)
Lineage: Eukaryota; Metazoa; Chordata; Actinopteri; Cypriniformes; Cyprinidae
Product: titin-like
Exons: 7
Coding region: 1-1383 (460 amino acids)
Molecular function (GO): protein binding
Source: RefSeq, a predicted model, not a curated record